Rhodotorula graminis WP1 is the source of this 969-nucleotide messenger RNA. RefSeq lists its product as uncharacterized. The transcript is spliced from 7 exons. The record is from RefSeq and is a predicted model, not a curated record. Gene Ontology annotation, biological process: phosphatidylinositol phosphate biosynthetic process; inositol metabolic process; signal transduction. Bases 1 to 969 code for a protein of 322 amino acids. Lineage: Eukaryota; Fungi; Basidiomycota; Microbotryomycetes; Sporidiobolales; Sporidiobolaceae. Gene Ontology annotation, molecular function: inositol monophosphate 1-phosphatase activity.
AUGCCCGCCGACUCGCUCGAUCUCGAGGCCGUGUACGCCUUCACCCUCCAGCUCGCAAAGGACGCCGGCGCCAUGAUCCUCGCCGGCUCGGCCAAGCGCACCUCGUCCGCCGACGCUACCUCGGGCGUCGACGCCAAGAAGAACCGCGUCGACCUCGUCACCGAGACGGACCAGGCCGUCGAGGCCUUCAUCAAGGACCAGAUCGCGUCGACCUACCCGUCGUUCAAGUUCAUCGGCGAGGAGAGCUUUGCCGGCGGCGAGCGCGUCUCGCUCACCGACGAGCCGACCUUUAUCGUCGAUCCGGUCGACGGCACCUCGAACUUUGUUCACGGUCUCGACUUUGUCUGCUGCAGCAUCGGCUUCACGUACAAGCAGGUCCCCGUCAUCGGUGUCAUCUUCAACCCGUUCCUCAACAAGCUCUACUCGGCGCGCGAGGGUCACGGCGCCUGGCUCAACGAGACGACGCGCCUCCCGCUCACGCACCCGCACCCUGCGCCCCUGCCCUCGCUCGGCGACGCCAUCAUCGGCGUCGAGUGGGGCUCGGACCGGUCCAAGAACGUGAUCGAGAAGAAGGGGAGGACGUUCAUGCGGCUCGCGGGCGACGGCAAGGAGGUCGAGGGCGGCGUCAUGGCGCACUCGCUGCGCAGCAUUGGCUCUGCGGCGCUCAACUACUCGAUGACGGCCGCCGGGCAGCUCGACUUGUACUGGGAGAUUGGGUGCUGGUCAUGGGACGUGUGCGCCGGCACCAUCAUCGCGCGCGAGGCGGGAGGCAAGGUCUACGGUCCGUCCCACGCUCACUCAGUCUCUUUGCGGCUCUCGUCGCGCGGCGGCGCAGCCUUCGAGCCGCAAGACCUCAUGGGCCACCACUUCUUUGUCGUGCGCGCCAUCGCCGACUCGGAGGGCGAGACGGGCGAGCAGGCGCAGGACCGCAUCGCCAAGGAGUUCUUCGCCCUCGCCGAGGAGUACUAG